UCAUAGACAUUUUCAGAAACAUCGAGAGGUCUCUGGUCCAGCUGCUCCCCGUUCCUCUGCAUCUCUAGUGGAGCGCUCGCCUCACCGAAACCCACCUCACUCGCACCCUAGCUGCCGGCUCCAGCACCUCAAUCAAGAUGGCAAAGGUCUCCCAACCAGAGCUAAAGCGCUUCCUCGAUAAGCGAGUCUCUGUGAACAUCCAAGGAGGCAGGAAGAUCAAUGGCACCUUGCGGGGAUUCGACAUCUUCCUCAACUUGGUAGUGGAUGAGGCGGUGGAGCAGAUUCACCCAGAGGGACCGGGAGGACAGGCCAACACGAACGCUUGGACCGAUGGAGCAGGUUGUGGGAUGGUGGUUGUGAGAGGGAACAGUGUGACCUCGUUAGAGGGCCUGGAGGCGAUCCGGACAGGAAUGUAGCGGCAUCAAGAGCCAAGUAGAAGAGGCUCAGAGAAACACCUACAAGCACUCUCCCUUCAGUCAUGAUCAUCUUUUCCCCUUUUGUAUAAUGCCAGCCCCUCCUCUGUUCAGUCAAUGUCACUCGUGCAUACCACACCUUUCUUGUCAC
Molecule: messenger RNA, 564 nt
Organism: Microstroma glucosiphilum
Lineage: Eukaryota; Fungi; Basidiomycota; Exobasidiomycetes; Microstromatales; Microstromataceae
Product: putative SMX2-snRNP G protein
Exons: 2
Coding region: 138-416 (92 amino acids)
Biological process (GO): mRNA splicing, via spliceosome; spliceosomal snRNP assembly
Cellular component (GO): U12-type spliceosomal complex; U2 snRNP; catalytic step 2 spliceosome
Molecular function (GO): RNA binding
Source: RefSeq, a predicted model, not a curated record